Molecule: messenger RNA, 3921 nt
Organism: Eutrema salsugineum
Lineage: Eukaryota; Viridiplantae; Streptophyta; Magnoliopsida; Brassicales; Brassicaceae
Exons: 14
Coding region: 68-3691 (1207 amino acids)
Biological process (GO): meiotic cell cycle; microtubule nucleation; spindle assembly
Cellular component (GO): equatorial microtubule organizing center; centrosome; spindle pole
Molecular function (GO): microtubule minus-end binding; gamma-tubulin binding
Source: RefSeq, a predicted model, not a curated record
CCUGCUUCUCUCAGCUCUUAACUGUCGAAAUUUGCCAUUGAGUGAGAUCGUGAGAGAGAGAGAAAUAAUGGCGGUGGCGGCGAGCCUAGGUUCACUUCUGGAGAAGCUCAAAGUGGAGGAGCCAUUCCUUCCACCGCGAAAUUGGGAAUCCUUACAUUCUGAGAGCGGCCGAUUUCCUCCUCGAACUCGUGCUUCUGCUUCUCCUUCGUCUUCUUCCUCCGUCGCUGAAUCAAGCUUGGUUAGGUUGGCGUUGAAUGCUCUGCAAGGUGUUGAGUCUUCUCUUAUUAGCAUAGAGAAGCUCUCUUCUCUAUUAUGCUCCGAGCCAGCUGACAGGACCACCAACAAAAUUCCGAGCUUGUGGCAUCGGUUGUCAAGCACUUAUGCAUUGGGACAGAUUGUUAGAAACAUAGGCUGCUUUGGUUCUUUGGUCUUUCUUCUCCGUAAGUUCAUAGACCAUUUCACAAGCUUGAAUUUGUGUGUGGAAAAUGAAGAUGUUUCUUCUGAUAAAGCCAAUUGCAAGAGCUGCUAUACUCUUGUUAACCAGGCUUUUGCUAUUGCUGUAAGAAAGGUCCUAGAAGGCUAUAUAUCUGGACUGGAUACAUUAUGUGCAUCUAUAGAACUGAGGCGUUCAUCAAACUUUGUGGAUGAGUCUGACCAUGGUUCCUCAUGGUUAGGCUGCCUUACAAACGUCGUUCAUCCAAAGAUAACCUUAUUGGAAGUUUUGUUACAUACUACAGAGUUUCGAACACAGAUUGAAGCUCUUGCCAACAUAUGUGAUUUGUAUGAUAUAUCCAUAUCCUAUUGUGGCUCUCCUUGGCAAUGUCUGAUUACUGAAGCAACCGCGCGAUUUAAUGGGUUCUACAGAGGAAGCGACCUGCUUACUUACUUAUAUUCACAACUAAAGGUUGCUGAUCCUGCUCACAGUGCUUUGCUUAAGUUUUUGUUCCUCAAAACAUGUGAGCCAUAUUGUGAGUUUAUAAGAUCUUGGAUAUUUAAAGCCGAACUAAAUGAUCCUCAUAAGGAGUUCAUUGUGGAAUGUGUCAGUGAAUCGAUAUCGUUUUCUUGGAAUAAGCCUGGCAUCUCGCCACUGAAGAGGGUCAGGGAACAAGAAGGAGGGCUUGUUCCGUGUUUUUUGGAUGGCUUCUUGGUACCCAUACUAAGGGCUGGUCAACAGCUUCAAGUUAUCACAAAACUUCUUGAAUUGUGUAAUCUUCCUGUCUCUGGACACAAAAAUUAUGCAGAUCUUCUUCCCUGUUGGACGCAUUAUUCUACCACCAGUCCAUUGUACCCAGCUCCAAUAAAUUUCAGCAAAUUGCAUAUAGAAGUGAUGAUACAGAAAAGAGACGAUUACUACAGAAUAAUGCAUGAAAAACUUGGUGACUUUUCAAAAAAGUUUGAACUGUUCCUUUGGGUUCCAGGAGCAAUAUCUUUACCAAUAUCCAAUGGCGAGGCAGAAAAAAAUCAGAAAAGUCCUGUUUAUUUCAUACUGGGGGAAAGUUUAGUAACUCGUUCAACAGAGGCAAUGGACGUGACUGGGGACCAGAGUGACUCAGAUUCUGAUGACCAGAAAACAGAAGACAAAUGGUUUUCAGAGAUAGACGUGUCAUGCUCUUCUGAAUGCUCAUCGACUAGGGACUCUUUGGAAUCAUCUGAUGUUGGACUCCUUGAUUCACAAAGUACAUUAGCGGGACCUUCACAAAAUUAUUUAUCAGCUCUUCGUUUCUCUGUUGCCUCCGAUGGGAAGUGUAAUCAGAAUCUGGUUCAGCAUAGUGAAUCACGCAAUGUAGAUAAUAGUGUUGUGAGGACAGGUCAAAAAGCAGACACUAAUCGCCAGUGGAUGAAUACGGACCCAGAAGAGUCAACUGAAGUCUGUGAGGGUGAUAAAUUUCGAAGGCCUCUUUCUACUAAGUUCUGGCCCCUUGGCGGAUUACCUAGAAAUCCGUUUUGUGCUGAUAAGUACAUGGAAGAUGACAGAGAUUAUCCACCAAUUGAUUCAGGAGGUAAGAUGGAACAGAUGGACUUAGUGAAUACUGAUGAAAGCACGUUAUUAUUAAACAACAUUCCCACUGGUGGUGGUUAUUCGAAGCAGGAGAGAAAUCAUGAUUUGCAUGAAAACUGUUUCUCAUCAGAAUUAGAUUUGUUGAAAGAUACAAAGGUAAACUACCCGUACGAGGUGCUCAGUAUGAAUCCUGUGCUGAGAUGUGAUUUCUUGCGCAAGCAUAGAAACACAAACAUGAGAGACCAGGGGAAAUUAUUGCCUUUGUUUGAUUUUUCGGCGGUGGAUGACCCUUCCAAAACAUGUCUUGCCAGGAUACCUGUAAGAUUCCCUAUAAAUUGUUACGUGGAAUCUCAGAGUUCUCAGAUUGAUAGAAAAAGUCAUCGCCAUGCCAACCAAGAAUUUGGCAUAGACAGGUUUGAUGUUGAAGAUCCGAAAGCUUCUUGCAGUCAUCUAUCUUCAGGCUUAAAAGUUUGCGCUGAAGAAAAAAAAUCAAAUAUAUCUGGUGGAAGCAGAUGGGAGGGUAUGCUUCUCAGAUCAAAUAACUCUGAAACUAGUGCAUUUAGUGAUUGCAGACAGAACGCCUCUGCCACAUUUGAAUUGCCACUUGAUUUUGUUAUCGACCAGUGUCUACUGCAGGAAAUACUUCUUCAAUAUAACUUUGUUAGUAAGCUAGCUAUCAAGUUGCUCGAUGAAGGAUUCGGCUUGCAAGAACAUCUGCUAGCUCUGCGCAGAUAUCAUUUUAUGGAGCUAGGAGAUUGGGCAGAUGUAUUUGUAGUGUCCCUAUGGCAUCAUAAAUGGCUUGUUACAGAGCCAGAAAAGAGAAUUGCAGAAAUCCAAGGGUUUCUGGAAUCAUCGAUACAGAGAUCAUCAUGUGAACGAGAUAAUUGCAAGGACAGGUUAUUUUUGUACAAAAGACAAGGCACAAUGCAUCUCCCCCCAUCUGCCAUCGGAGUGCGUUCUUUUGACUUCCUAGGGUUAGGGUAUCAAGUUGACUGGCCAAUCAGUAUAAUUUUAACACGUGAUGCGUUGAAUGCAUAUGCUGAUGUAUUUAGUUUUCUGGUUCAAGUGAAACUAGCAGCAUAUGCAUUAACUGAUGUAUGGUGCUCACUAAAGGAUUUACGACAUAUGAUGCAUGACAAUAAAGAGGGGAUAGCGAAACAAGAACUCCGGUGGAUAAACAUAUUGAUGAAACUAAGGCAUCAGUUCAGCCAUUUUGUAUCAACACUACAACAAUAUGUACAUUCGGAGUUGUCUCACGUAUCAUGGUCCAAGUUCCUUCAUUCGCUGAAGCAUAAGGUCAAGGAUAUGAUGGAUCUUGAGUCUGUGCAUAUGGUUUAUCUAAGUGAAGCUUUGCGCAUAUGUUUCCUAUCUGAUGAAUCCCGAGUCAUAUCUAACAUCAUAGAGAACAUCUUACAAUGCGCGCUGGACUUCCGGUCUUGUCUUCCCCGAGGCACUCAGAGGACAGGUCGAGUUCCAAACGACGCAUGGACUAAAACGUUAGGCAUAAACACAUCUCAGGUGAUGAUAGUGAAGCAGAAGUUUGACAAAGAGUUGAAAGAUCUGCAUUUGUGUCACCUGAAAUCACCAAAACAUGGGAGGUUUGGGCUCUCUCGCUUCUGGGACUGCCUUAAUUUCAACCUUUAUUAUUCAGAUAUCCUUCAUGACACUAACAUCUUCGCUCUUAUUCCUUAGUAACCAAUAUGGUAAUACUUGAGUGUUGUUAAUUUUCUUUGUAAAAUUUGAGUCAUCUCCAUAUUUUUGUGUUUCUUUCAAGACAGUUUUGAGACUCAAAUAAUUGAGCUCUCUUAUUAAAGUUAUUCUUUUUUUGGGUGGUAGAAUCAUUAAAGUUGUUUCCCGUCACUCUAAAAAGACUAAGAUCUGUACAUUUUUAUGUAAAACAUGUUUUGUUUUAAUUUAAUAUU